Molecule: messenger RNA, 6315 nt
Organism: Armigeres subalbatus
Lineage: Eukaryota; Metazoa; Arthropoda; Insecta; Diptera; Culicidae
Exons: 1
Coding region: 1-6315 (2104 amino acids)
Biological process (GO): DNA integration
Molecular function (GO): nucleic acid binding
Source: RefSeq, a predicted model, not a curated record
AUGCUCAGUAGAACUCCCAUCAAAACGAGAGCCGCGUCUGCCCGCGACAACCAAGUUGUGGGUACGGGAGACACGGAUGAAUCCACCAAGCGAUGUAAACAAUGCACGAAUGUGACCAACGAGCAAGUAGUCGGCUGCGCCAAGUGUGGUGACGUUUAUCAUAUCACGUGCGCGGAAGUUGCUGAAGCAGACCAGUACAGUGACUGGAGAUGCUUCGUUUGCCUGGAGAAACAAGGAGCUAAGCCCAAGGUGACCACGAUAACUUCAAUGGCUAUGGAACCGUCUGUAAGUCCAGAAAAUCAGAAUCCACCGGUAAGCACCACUUCAGCACCACUAGUACCGAUAAAAUCCGGUCCGGCCAUCAAUGCUAUGGUUUCGCCAAACUCGUUAUUUCCGCCGUUAUUACCAAACACCGUUUUGCCACCCCAUUCGCAUAUGCCACCUAACCUGUAUAUCCCGUCUCAUACAACGCCACCGUUGCCGCCAAACCGUCACUCCAAUUUACACGUCUCGUUCUGCAAAUUUGAUCCGUGUAACUCUGUUCCAUCAAGUUCCGGUCAGCCGAUUUCGUCGGCACUAAAUACAGUUCCAGCAAGUUUUAGUAAUGCGUUUUGUACUAGUAUGGACAAUCGAAAGAACAUUCCGGACUCAGACUUCAACAAGGAUCCAACAAACAACAAGCAACAAGGUUUAACGGAUAACGGGAGUCAUUGUUCCAGAACCAGUUCACAGAGGUCCAGGAAGCAGAGACAACUGAAGCUGGAGUUGCAGAUUCUAGAAGAGGAGAGGAAAUUGCAAGAGCAGGAAGAAGCAACCAAACGGGAGUAUUUGCGGAAACGACAUGAAUUGAUGAAGGAGAUGUCCAGUGAAAGCGGAUCGAUUGAUGCAGAUAUAGAACUACCAGAAGCCAGGGUAGCCACUUGGCUACAGGGGAACGGUUCUGAAAGGCAUGCAGCUUUGUCUAGUGCUGGUUGCCUUCAAAUUAGCAAUUUACCACCGUUAACUAAUGUUGGGGAAACACUUCAGCAUCAAAACUCGUCCGGGAUUAAUGUUAUGUCAAAGGUCCAGAGGCAUAAAGAGGAUGGUCGAGUCAAUUGUCCUACACUGCAGGACUCCAUAAGUAUGGCUACGUUAGGACUCCAGCAGAUGCACAUGCAUGACAGCAAUUAUCGACCCACGGCUACUCAGUGUUUUCGAAACGUGAGUGCCGACCGUGCGCCUCCUCGGUGCUCCACACCAAGAAUGGCGGCUUUAGAUGAUGAGGAAGAAACAGGUUUAACCAGGAAUCAAAUUUCUGCCCGCCAAGCCGUACCACGGGAACUUCCAAUCUUUUCGGGUAACCCAGAAGAAUGGCCAUUAUUUUUCUCCACGUUUACUACAACGACACGGAUGUGCGGCUACACUCAAGGGGAAAACUUGUUGCGUUUGCAAAAAUGUCUGAAGGGAAAAGCCUUUGAAGCUAUUCGAUGCAGAUUGAUGCAUCCAUCGAAUGUACCCAGCAUCAUGUCAACGCUGAAAAUGUUGUAUGGAAAUCCGGAAGUCAUUGUACAGAAUAUGAUUACCAAGGUAUACGCUACUCCAUCUCCGAGGACGGAAAAACUAGAAAGCCUUAUAGAUUUUUCUCUUGCUGUACAAAAUCUUUGUGCUACAAUCGAGGCCUGCGAAUUGGAUGAAUAUUCAUACAACGUGGCGCUCUUGUAUGAGCUGGUAAAUAAACUUCCGCCAGCAUUCAAAGUGGAUUGGGCCAAACAUCGCCGUAACCUAUCAAGAGCUAACCUGCGCGACUUUGCAGAUUGGCUAAACGAGUUAGCAGAAACAGUUUGUCCAAUUGCAUGUUUGCACUACAGCGAAGCAAAACCAUUCCGAGGUAAUAAGCAUUCUUCAUACCUCCACACACACAGUGAAGAUGCCUUUGAGAAACCCUCAGUUGAAGCGAAAGAAGCUCUAAAAUCCAAUCAAACGGGAUUGCAAUCCAGCCGGAAUUGUGUGGUGUGUAAAAAUAGCUGUCCGAAAUUGGAAAAAUGUCUACGUUUCAACGAGCUGGGAUACAACUCUAGAUGGGCCGUCGUGAAGGAAUUCGAGCUAUGCAGGAAAUGCUUACGCAAGCACAAAGGAUCAUGCAGAAAUCAGCAAGUUUGUGGGAAAAACGGAUGCACAUUCAAGCAUCACCAGCUACUGCAUAAUUUCCAUAGGGAUGGGCUAACGGUGAAUACCUCAGGUCCGUCAGAGGAAAGUACACAAGAAUACAUUCAGCUCCCUUCUGAACGCGAGUGUAAUGCUCAUUGCGGGUUUAAGUCUAUAGUAUUGUUCCGCGUCGUUCCCGUCGUAUUACAUGGACUCGGCAGGUCGCUCAAAACCUUCGCUUUUCUGGAUGACGGUUCUUCGCUCACUUUGAUAGAUGCAUCCCUUGCACGCGAGCUGAACUUCAAAGGGAAAUCUGAGCCGUUGUGUUUGAAAUGGACUGGCAAUAACAGUCGAAGAGAGGAAGAAUCAUUAAGCCUGAAUAUAAAGAUUUCAGGAAUCGAAAAAUCUCAUCAAGUUUACUUCGCAGAAGCUCACACAGUCGCAAGCCUGGAUUUGUUCCGUCAAACUGUAGAUGCGGCGAAGCUGAAGAGAGAAUUCCCUCAUCUGCAGGGCAUUCCAUUUGAUUCAUACCGUGACGUGCAACCUCAAAUCCUGAUAGGAAGUGAUAAUGCAAAUCUCAUCUUUCAACUUCAGGGACGGGAAGGAAAAUUCCACGAACCAAUUGCAACAAAAACGCGUCUAGGUUGGAGUAUCUAUGGCGGAGGAGACGUGGGCGAUUCUGUCGUGAACCACCAUACUGUUGAGAUUUGUCCAUGUCAACAGCGCUCCGAGGACUCAAUGCAACAGAUGGUUCGUAACUACUUCAGUCUCGAUGCACUUGGAAUCUAUAAACCAGACAAGCUGUUAGAAGCUGGUCCAGAUCAGCGAGCACGUGAGAUAUUGCAAUCGAAAGUUAGCCAGACAGAAACAGGUCGAUAUGAAGUGAGUCUUCUUUGGAAAUUUGAAGAAUUUCGUCUGCCGAAUAGUAAACCAAAUGCGCUACAACGCUUUCGCUGCCUUAAUGCCAGGAUGAAGAAACAUCCGAAUUUAGCCGCUACUUUACAAGCAAAGAUGGAAGACUACAAGCAAAAAGGAUAUAUCAGAAAGUUAUCCAAUGAAGAGAUUCAAGCCAAACAUGAUAGAGUUUGGUAUCUUCCACUGUUUCCAGUAUUCAAUCCCAAUAAACCGGGUAAAGUGAGGAUAGUUUGGGAUGCGGCCGCAGAAACCAAUGGAGUAUCACUCAAUUCGAUGCUACUGAAGGGUCCAGAUUUACUGACUCCGCUUGAUUACGUACUCUACCGUUUCCGGGAAUUUAGAGUAGGGCUCAGCGGUGACGUAAGAGAAAUGUAUCUUCAGAUGCUUAUGUCGAAAGAAGAUCAACAAUGCCUUAGAGUUUUGUGGUGUGAUGAUUCCUCUGGUGAACCGAGCAUAUACAUAACGCAGGUUAUGCCUUUUGGAACGUGUUGCUCGCCAAGCUGCGCGCAGUAUGUUAAAAACCAUAACGCAACCAAAUUCGCAGCUCAAUAUCCGGCAGCUUCUCAAGCUAUUAUGAAGCAACAUUACGUUGACGAUAUGCUCGUUAGUGUCGAGACGGAACAGGAAGCUAUUCAACUAGCUAAAGAUGUGAAGCACGUUCACGCGCAAGCAGGAUUCGACAUGCGCAAUUGGAUUUCGAAUUCGCCUUCAGUAGUAUCAGCUAUGAAUGAAGAAACCAUUCAAGGGAAAAGCAUGAACGUCGGAUCAGAACUUGGCACCGAAAAGGUAUUGGGAAUGUGGUGGUGUACAGCUGAUGAUACCUUCACCUACAAACUCUCAUCCAAGCAUGAUCCCAGCCUAUUGGAAGGUGACCGUAAACCCACUAAAAGGGAAGUUUUAAGAACGCUCAUGGCAGUAUUUGAUCCUCUAGGAUUAAUAUCAAAUGUUCUCAUUUACCUGAAAGUGCUAUUCCAAGAAGUAUGGCGUUCUGGUAUAGGUUGGGACGAGAUUAUACCAGAAAGGCUUUAUGAAAAGUGGGAGAAAUGGCUAGAAAUAUUACCGAAAGUGCAGGAUGUUCAUAUUCCCAGAUGUUAUCGCCUCAGCACACAGUUGGGCAGUCAAACCAACAUCCAGUUGCAUACCUUUGUUGACGCUAGCCUGUCAGGCUACGCUGCAGUGGUUUAUCUACGCUUUGAACAAGAUAGUACAGUGGAAUGCGCCAUAGUCGGAGCUAAGACCAGAGUAGCUCCGCUCAAGUUUGUUUCCAUUCCGAGGCUGGAACUGCAAGCCGCAGUCAUCGGAGUCAGAUUAGCGGAUACCAUUUCGAAAGCUCUGUCAUUCAAAGUACACAAACGAUAUUUCUGGAGUGAUUCACGGGAUGUACUAUGUUGGAUUAAGUCGGACCACCGUCGGUAUUCACAAUUCGUUGCGUUUCGUAUAAGUGAAAUAUUGGAAUCAACUGCUAUCGAUGAGUGGGGUCACAAAGGAUCUAAAGAAAACGUUGCAGACGAUGCUACGAAAUGGCAAGGGACUCCUGAUUUAUCCAAAAACAGCAGAUGGUUCAAGGGACCAAGUUUUUUAUGGGAAGCUACCAACAUAUGGCCAACUAAUCCGUUCGUUGAAGAAAGUACCGAAGAGGAACUACAAAGCAGAAUCUCCUACCAUCAAGCAGAAUCUAACAAUGUACUUCAAGUGCAGAAUUACUCAAACUGGAAACGUCUUCAACGAACUGUAGCAACGAUUUUGAGAGCUGUCCACAACUUCCGUUGUAUGUCGAACAAGAAUAAGCAGCGUAGAACAGGAUUUCUUUCGAGCAACGAACUCGUGGUUAGCAGCAAUUAUUUGUAUCGUCUAGCUCAAGCGGAAGCAUUUUCUAACGAAAUCACCAUUUUGAAACGUGACACCGAAGAUCGAAGCUCUUUGCCAAAAUCGAGCUCAAUACAUAGUUUCAAUCCGUUCAUCGACGAGCAGGAUUUACUGCGGAUGCGCGGCAGAAUCAGUGCAUGUCAGUAUGUGUCAAUGGAUACGAAAAACCCCAUCAUACUCCCGAAAGAUCAUCACAUCACAUGGUUGAUCAUACAAGAAUUCCAUGACCGGUAUCACCAUCAGAAUCAUGCCACCGUAGUGAAUGAACUGAGGCAGUUAUUCAAAAUACCUAAAAUUCGAAGAUUGUACCAGCGCGUUCGAGCAAAAUGUCAGAGGUGUAAAAAUAAUUCAGCUGUUCCUCGGCCUCCAGUAAUGGGCGAUCUUCCACUUGCCAGACUAGCAGCAUUCGCCCGUCCAUUUUCAUACGUCGGAGUAGAUUAUUUUGGACCGAUGACUGUAGUAGUUGGACGACGAACUGAAAAGCGAUGGGGUGUGCUUGUGACAUGCUUGACGGUUAGAGCGAUUCAUAUUGAAAUCGCACACUCGCUUAAUGCGAAUUCAUGUGUAAUGGCAUUACGGAAUUUUAUGUCACGUCGGGGUGUUCCGAUCCAAAUCUAUAGCGAUCGGGGCACCAAUUUCACAGCAGCUAACAAAGAAAUGAAAGCAGCAAGUGGAGAACUGAAUGCAGCACUUAAAGGGAUGAACCAAGAGCACGUUAUUGCGGAAAUAGCCAGCUCAGAAACCGAGUGGAUUUUUUUGCCUCCUGCAUCACCGCAUAUGGGCGGUGCCUGGGAAAGGCUCAUACAGACAGUUAAAAAAAACCUCCAAGCCAUGAAACCAGGGCGAAACCCAACGGACGAAGUACUCCGAAAUAUGUUGAUGGAAAUAGAGAACGUCGUGAAUUCACAUCCUUUAACGUACGUUCCAAUUGAAGAUUCAGAAGCUCCAGUCCUAACUCCAAAUCAUUUCCUUCUGGGCUCUUCAAAUGGCUUAAAACCAUGGACUUUAUUCGACGACAGUGCAAGUGCUCUUCGACGGUCAAGUUGCAUGUCACAAAUUGAAGCAAACAUCUUUUGGCAAAGGUGGUUACAUGAUUAUUUACCGGACCUAACAAAGCGAUCAAAGUGGUUCAGCGAGGUAAAACCAAUUGAAAUAAAGGACAUUGUGGUAAUAGUGGACCCGGGUCUACCACGUAACUGUUGGCCCUUGGGCAGAAUCAUAGCCGUCAACGCCGGGAAGGAUGGUCGGGUGCGUUCAGCAGCAGUUCAAACCAGAGCAGGUAUCUACGAACGUCCCGUCACUAAGCUAGCGAUUCUAGAUGUUCGACGCGAUGGAUUGGUAAGCCAGGAGCUUCGCGUACCCGGGGGGGAGUGUGACGACCCCUUGGUCGGCGCAUCUCACCGUAUUUGA